AAGCACUUGUAUAUAAGUCCCUUUUGUGCUUAAACCCAGAUAUAGUAUCGUGCUCCUCCUAAAAUUGCCUAGAAAAACCCUAGCCUCCCACCCCACGCGAAAAUGACAGGAGAAGCGGUGAACCCAAAAGCAUACCCACUUGCAGAUGCACAGCUGACUAUCACAAUACUGGAUCUUGUUCAACAAGCUGCUAAUUACAAGCAACUCAAAAAAGGAGCUAAUGAAGCUACUAAGACCCUUAAUAGGGGUAUCUCAGAGUUUGUUGUGAUGGCCGCCGAUACUGAGCCCCUUGAGAUUCUUCUCCAUCUUCCUUUGCUUGCCGAAGAUAAGAACGUGCCCUAUGUAUUUGUCCCUUCAAAGCAAGCACUUGGCCGAGCUUGUGGUGUUACAAGACCUGUCAUUGCUUGUUCUGUGACAACAAACGAGGGAAGCCAACUAAAGACCCAGAUACAGCAACUCAAGGAUGCUAUUGAGAAGCUCUUGAUAUGAAAUGUUUUGGAAAUUGCAUUCGGUGUGAUGGGCCUCUUGGAUUGUUAGUGGUUACUCCAGCGGGGCUUUGACUGAUGAGUUGUAUCAUUAGAGAACAAAGCUUUUUUUCUUACAAUGAUCUUUAUUAAUAUUCUUAGUUUUGAGUUAUUCGUUAUGUAUUGUGACAAAGAAUACUCAUGAUGUUUUCCCAGAACUCGAGAUAUAAUUCGUGCUAUGAGGUUAUUAUGUCUUA
Messenger RNA from Ricinus communis (castor bean), 721 nucleotides. RefSeq names its product NHP2-like protein 1. Lineage: Eukaryota; Viridiplantae; Streptophyta; Magnoliopsida; Malpighiales; Euphorbiaceae. Gene Ontology annotation, cellular component: small-subunit processome; nucleolus; U4/U6 x U5 tri-snRNP complex. The coding region runs from base 103 to 489 and encodes 128 amino acids. Gene Ontology annotation, molecular function: RNA binding. Gene Ontology annotation, biological process: ribosome biogenesis; maturation of SSU-rRNA; mRNA splicing, via spliceosome. The transcript has 5 exons. The record is from RefSeq and is a predicted model, not a curated record.